AGCAGUUCACCUAGAGAUUUCAGUAGAUGCAGUUGGGAAAAUGUCUGUGCUGCAGAUAGUAUUUUUGCUGAUCCUGGUCAAUAGCAACGGAUCUCAGAAAACCGAAAUGGACGUGGAUGAGGAUGGAGACCCAGAUCAGUUAGGACCAGAACCCAUCGACGGACGAUCGUUUUUCUUUCUGGGAACCUUGUUUCGGCGCUGGCGUAACCGUUGGAUGGCCUAUCACAAUCCGGACCCUAUUUUCGCCGGCCCCGCUUAUCCCAUAUCUGGUUAUUACAAUUGCCCCGUAUAUGGCUGCAACCCGGCGGCUAUUGGUCCACAACCAGGUUACUACGCUACACCCGCUGGGUUUUACACCAUGCCUCUGAAUCAGCAGCAGGCUCAGGGUAACAGCAAUGUCUAUAUCUAUCAGAGUGAUCAAAAUUCUGCAUCAGCUGGAAAUCCCAUUGGAUAUGGGUAUCUCAGUGGGACAUCGGCAAUAAGACCAGCUCCGCCUUUUCCUCCACCAGCAACUGGUAUGCCACCGCCAUCAUCCGUUGGUACGGGAACGGCCACCGCAGGUGUAUAUUCUGGACCAGGAGCAGGACCUGGACAACGGCCAGGACCGUUUCCAAUACCCCUACCUCAGCUGGGAUGAAUGGGAAAAAAAAGUAGCCGGAGGAAGUGGUCGCCCAAGUAAACAGAGCAGACAAAGUAAAAGAAAAAUUCAAUUUUAAUUGAAAUGUGUGUGUCAAAAAAAGUUAAGUGAAAAGAGAUAAAAUUAAGUUUUCGAAUCCAAAAAAUGGUUUGCGCACAAAAAACACAACAUAUCGCCUCAACUCAAACAUUACAAUUAAAAUAUCCUACAAACUUAAUUAUUUUAGUGCUUAACAAUAGUGAACUAUGUAUAAGAGAAGGGUAUUUAACUAUUUAAUUACAAAAACCUUAAAUUUAAAUGUUCCCAUUGCUUGGUAU
Molecule: messenger RNA, 954 nt
Organism: Drosophila yakuba
Lineage: Eukaryota; Metazoa; Arthropoda; Insecta; Diptera; Drosophilidae
Exons: 1
Coding region: 41-637 (198 amino acids)
Source: RefSeq, a predicted model, not a curated record